Messenger RNA from Trichoderma citrinoviride, 543 nucleotides. RefSeq lists its product as hypothetical. Bases 1 to 525 code for a protein of 174 amino acids. The transcript has 7 exons. The record is from RefSeq and is a predicted model, not a curated record. Lineage: Eukaryota; Fungi; Ascomycota; Sordariomycetes; Hypocreales; Hypocreaceae.
AUGAACAUCCUUCGCUUCGGGCUGGGCCCAAAUGGGAGCCGGAGCGCGGACAUCGGGAGUUGCGCGCUUGCAUACAUUAGAUUGAAUACCACCUCCCAGACGAGAGGAUGCUUCCUUGGAUCUGCCAGGCCUGCGCAUGUGCUCCCACGAAUUCUGCCCAUCCUUCGGCAGGUGGAUAAAGCAAAGUAUUCCUCUCUGCUGGGCGGGCCGCUACGAACUUCCUCGCCGGCGUCUGGCGAGUCCGAAUACGCCGAUGUGGUGGUGGUGGAGGAGGCAUCGUUUAUAAUGAGGAUGGAGUGGAAAAGGAGAAACAAGCAUAAGUCAGGAUAUAGACCCUUGGAGCUGGUCAAGUCGGUCUGGCAGUUGCUUACCGAAGAGCAUCUCAAGCGGGUGAGGGCUCACGGGAGGCAGGUCUCGGGGGCCUUUGUAUUUGGAUGCCUCGUCAACUGGCAAAAUGCGUGUCUCACCACCCCCUGCCUCCCCAAUCCCCCAAUGACGCACCGCGUCACGCAGUACAUGGUCUAGACCUGGCCUCUACCUGGC